This is a messenger RNA of Staurois parvus, 269 nucleotides long. The record is from the annotation of a GenBank genome assembly. Lineage: Eukaryota; Metazoa; Chordata; Amphibia; Anura; Ranidae.
CAUAAGACACAACUAGGUUUUAGAGGAGGAAAACAAGAAAAAAAAUAUUCUGAACCAAGGAGACUGUGGACAUAGUACAGGGGAUGACCAGAGACUGCGGACAUAGUACAGGGGAUGACCAGAGACUGCGGACACAGUACAGGAGAUGGCCAGAGACUGCGGACACAGUACAGGAGAUGGCCAGAGACUGCGGACACAGUACAGGAGAUGGCCAGAGACUGCGGACACAGUACAGGAGAUGGCCAGAGACUGCGGACACAGUACAGGGG